Diaporthe amygdali is the source of this 228-nucleotide messenger RNA. RefSeq lists its product as uncharacterized. The record is from RefSeq and is a predicted model, not a curated record. The coding region runs from base 1 to 228 and encodes 75 amino acids. Lineage: Eukaryota; Fungi; Ascomycota; Sordariomycetes; Diaporthales; Diaporthaceae. The transcript has a single exon.
AUGGUGGCCAGAACUGCCUGGCCACUGGCUGAUCCCAGCUCGAGGUCGGAUUUGGAGCAGAGCCUCCUCGCCACCGGCGAAUGGGCGAACGGCCGAGACCUCCAAGUUCUGCUGCAGGCCUGGCCGUCCGAGUCUGGCCCGCGAAGAUCUCCGGGCCCUAGGCCGUGGGACAUGCCUGCAGAGCGGCCUAUCAUCGGCCGGCCACCCAAGUGCUCCAGCAAAUGCUGA